This is a messenger RNA of Alternaria viburni, 2400 nucleotides long. RefSeq lists its product as uncharacterized. The record is from RefSeq and is a predicted model, not a curated record. NCBI's taxonomy places the organism in Eukaryota, Fungi, Ascomycota, Dothideomycetes, Pleosporales, Pleosporaceae. Bases 1 to 2400 code for a protein of 799 amino acids. Gene Ontology annotation, biological process: regulation of DNA-templated transcription; peptidyl-arginine N-methylation. The transcript is spliced from 3 exons. Gene Ontology annotation, cellular component: nucleus; cytosol.
AUGGACUACUCGGAAGGCAUGGGCGAGCAUGCGCCCGUAUUUUAUAUUGGCCAACAUGAGUCGAAGCGUACCCUGGACGUCUCGCCCGAGUUGGUGCAGCAUGCCCAAGAUCUCGGAUAUGAUAUGCUCACUAGCACCAUCACCAACGACCACUUCCAGAACCGCGUCUUGAGUCUGCUCAACUCCUACACCCAAGCCCUCGCUGAGUCGCAAUCCCAACCGCUCCCCUUGAUACCUGCCUUGGACAACUUCGAUACACCACUUAGCCCGAAUGAGAUUAUUAGUCAAUUGGUAGCAUUUACCAGCUCAUGGAUCGAUCUGUCUUCUCCAGACCCGAUCAUCUCCCAUUUGUCGCGCCAAGUCUUUCACCUUGAGGUUGCCUAUGCAGCUUUCUGUGGUGUUACCAAUCUAGUCAUCCCUGGACCAAGACUCGCUCACGGCCAGACCGGCGUAUCUCAGUAUGCUCGUUCUAUCAAGGAGGCGCUUGUCACUGGAUCCUACAUUCAGCUGCACGUCCAACUACCCAUGGACGGAACGCAAUCAGACUCCAGCAAGGACGACAUGGGAGACCUAGCGCGAUUCGCACGAUCUGAGUUCGAGGCAAGCAGUGAGUCGAAGAACGUCGAUUCUUGGAGCUCAUGGGAUGCGUGGAACACCAUUCGAUCGAUUUGCAAGUACCAUAACAGGUUAGCAGUCAUGCUCGAUAUGCCGCGUCGCCUGCCAUCCUUGGCUGUCCAGUCACGUUGGUUCUCUGAGCCUGUGCGACUUCUCAACUUGCACGCUUCCUCUUUCCUAGUCAACGCUCGUCAAUCUUACGUCCUGUCCAAAGCACACCAGGUUUUCAUUUUCCGUUGCAUGCGCCUGCAGCGCGGUCCUUGGCUACUCAUCUCAGAUGUCGGCCAGCUACCAGGUAUUGACGAUCCGGACAUGAUAAUGUCAUACUCCACAGGCCACCUAUCCCCCCGCACUGUAGAAGACGCACCGAGCCCAGGAUCAUCAGGAACAGUCGCACCAACCCCAGCUGAAGCAGCCGAGAUUGCAAAGAAGCUUCCCAAGAAGAGCAGUAGCAACAACGACCCAACACCUCACUUGAGCUACAUGCGAUACUUGCAGCGUAACCAGCCUCCUAAGAGCCAAAUCGAACGGUUUGGUGGUGGAUUCCAGGACUAUCUCCAGAGCCCACUGCAACCCCUGACGGACAACCUGGAAUCUAUUACAUACGAGGUGUUCGAAAAGGAUCCAAUCAAGUACGCGUGGUACGAGCGCGCCAUCGCUCAGGCGCUGAAAGACUGGCAUGCCGAGGGCAAAUCAACCAGUUCUAGCAACGGUGCCGUCGUUGUCGCAGUCGUAGGAUCCGGUCGAGGUCCGCUUGUGACGCGCGCGCUAAAUGCCAGCGCGAGCUCUGGUGUACCCGUACAAGUCUACGCCAUCGAGAAGAACCCCAACGCAUACGUACUGCUUCAACGGCACAACAUCGAAACCUGGGGUGGACGCGUCACAGUCGUUAAGACCGACAUGCGCGCCUGGAAAGGUCCAACCCUCGCCGACGGCACAUUCGGUAAAGUUGACAUUCUCGUCAGCGAGCUUCUCGGCUCUUUCGCCGACAACGAGCUAUCGCCCGAAUGUCUCGACGGCGUGCAACACGUCCUAAACCCCACUCACGGCAUCUCGAUACCCUCCAGCUACACCGCGCACUUCACCCCCAUCUCCACGCCAAAGCUCUGGUCCGACCUGUAUACUAGAAGUACCAGCGUCGACCCCAACGCUUUCGACAUACCUUGGGUCGUCAUGCUCACUCAAUUCGACUACCUCUCCACCUCCUCCGAAGAAACCGUCGCAUCCAAACAACUCAGCAACGGCACAAGGAUGCAGCAUUUCAACCUCGAGGCCCCUCUCACACCCAAGGUUGAAACAGCCUGGGAUUUCACACACCCCCUUCCUCCCUCCGUUCUAGCGCAGUCUUCGCUCAGGAAAGGCGGUUCGGCGAUAGGUGGCGGUGGUGGCUUCAGCGGCGGCGACGGCGCAAACGAACAUAACCUACGCUACUGCCGCAUCGCCUUCCCUAUCCAAGAACCGGGUGUAUGCCAUGGUCUCGGCGCGUACUUCGAAACCGUGCUGUACAGUGGAUCGGAAGGACCUGUGGAGUUGAGCACGAAUCCAGUCACUAUGGAGGCGAAGAGCAAGGAUAUGAUUUCUUGGUUCCCGAUCUUGUUCCCACUCAAGACUCCCAUGCAGCUCCCCGCAAACUCAGAGGUCGAAGUCAGUUUCUGGAGGCAGACGGAUGACCGUAAGGUUUGGUACGAGUGGCUGGUUGAGAGCUAUCUGAUGGUUGAGGGACGGAGGAUACGCUUGGAUGUUUCGGAUUUGCAUUCUAGCAAGUCGAAUGGGUGUAUGAUGUAG